Botrytis cinerea B05.10 is the source of this 1260-nucleotide messenger RNA. RefSeq lists its product as hypothetical. The record is from RefSeq and is a predicted model, not a curated record. NCBI's taxonomy places the organism in Eukaryota, Fungi, Ascomycota, Leotiomycetes, Helotiales, Sclerotiniaceae. The transcript is spliced from 3 exons. Bases 683 to 1012 code for a protein of 109 amino acids.
GCAAGCAAGAUCAAAAGGGAGAAAAAUAUCACAAGUACCUAUAUCCCCAAUCUUCGCCGACUUUCCUUUGGAUUUUCAUACUUGAGUUUCCUGCUAUAUACGUAAAAAACCUUCCAAGAUGCCCUUAUGAUUCAGCCAAUUGAUUAUGUUUCAAACGGUACGUUAUGCUCAGCUGCUUUGAAGAUUAAUGCUUCCACGUCAUCAUAUUUUCCUUGUCUGCAGCGGCACAUCGCCCUCAUCAUCGUCAACAUAUCUUCCAAAUAGGAUUUUUGCUUAUCGAUCUCCGGUUUCUUUGGCAGGAUGGCUGAUUCGAAAAGCUGGAUGACGUCUAAGAAUUGCCUAAAAUAUUAAAGCUGAGCUUGGUGAAGCGCUUCAUCAAUCUUGAAAAGGGUGAUUCAAGAACUUGUAGCACCUGAAGACCCUUUUUGAUAUAAUUGAGCUGCUUGGGUAUUCAUUUUAUGUUGAUCAAAUUUAAUGUGUCUUCCUUUGAUCAAUCCAAAUGAGGAAAUAUGUUGCGCUAUACAUGUCAGCUCAUCAAAGCUAUGCCCAAGUUUGAAGUAUAAAUGCUUGAUUAAUUCCAAUAUAUCUUUUCCAUAAAGUUAUUCACAAAUCAUUAUAAUCACCUCCUACACAGCUUAGAGAAACAAAAACUCACUUCGAAGAACCAAAAAAAACUGUCAAAAUGCUCCUCACAAACAUCAACACUGUCGCCAUAGCUCUCUGUGCUCUUUUCAGCACAUCUUCUGCAACUCAGGUCAUUGAUAUUGUGAAACACUCAACAACAACCUGCGGUGAUUCUGGAGGACCAACCAGAAAUUAUAACUCUGGUGACUGUUAUACUUUCUAUGAUUCCGAUCAUGCAUUGGUGUUGAAGAAUAUGCCACGAGGCUGCACUCUGACUACUUAUGCAGCUAAAGGCUGUGCCGGAGUAACCAGCCACUAUGGUACAGACCGCCUUAAUCAAUGUAUUUCUUUGCAGGGCAGAUGGUCGAUGAAGGUAGUUGGCUGUUAAGCUUCUGGCGUGUUUUGGAUAUAGAAGACUCGUCAUGUCAUACCGACAGUCUCCUAGACCUGUUGGGAGCUUCACUAGAACAUCUUAUCUUUGUGUGUCGAAAUAUGUCAUUCAUUUCUGGAGGUAUUGUCAGAGAUUUCAAGAAUUUUUCGAGUGUUCAGUGGUUGUUUUCGGUCGUAUUACAAGUCACACUCGCUAGCAGUUACGCUUUAUAGCAAUUACAUUCGUUCAUUUUACCUAUCAACUCA